Molecule: messenger RNA, 1853 nt
Organism: Closterium sp. NIES-67
Lineage: Eukaryota; Viridiplantae; Streptophyta; Zygnematophyceae; Desmidiales; Closteriaceae
Source: the annotation of a GenBank genome assembly
AAACCCAAGGUCAAAUUUUCCUCUGAUCUCCGCCAUUUUUCUUCGCCCACCUCGAGAUCACGACAACUGCGGCCCUCGGUCCAUUCGCCGCCAAAAGUAAAACUGCCGCCCGACCAAUACUUAGCUCACGACGCGAAGCGGGCGAGUUACGUCGCCCAUUGGCGUUGUCCCGCGGACCUCCGCCCAUCAUUCCUCCGCACAGCGUUCCCCCUCCUGCAUUCCCCCUUCCCCGCGCGUCCGUCCCAUGGCCCUCCGCAUCCACCCUGCCUUGCCGCCAGGAGCGCGACCCCUGGCCACAGCGACAUCAGCGAGCGAAUGCAGUAGAGCACCCUUGUCCGCGCGCCACCACCUCCGCCAUUCCCCAGAUCUGCAACUCCGCGCGAGUCUCCCUUCCGCGCGUCCAUUGCCACGCGCACGCCGACUCUCCUCCGCCCACUCUCUAGCCACCGCUUCCCCCCUCGGCCCCGACUGCAGCGCCACUCCGCCAAGCGCAGUGCGCGCUUCCCCCCGCAGGCGGAGGGUAUCGUGCGCGGCUUCGGGAGCGGGCGCGGGCGAGCAGGAGGCGGCGCCGCUGGUGCAAAUUGCUGGCGACAGCGCUGUGAGGGCGGUGUCCGCCACGCGCUCGGGUCUCUUCCGCUCGCCCGUCUCCGGCGGCGUGGAGAGCGCCACGAGCGCGCACGGACUGCCGGCGCCAGCGGUGGCGGUGCGCAACCUGGUGGAGCAGGCGCAGUACGCGCAGCUCUGCUCCAUCAUGUCAAGGUCGCACCACCGCCGCAAGGGCUACCCGUUUGGGUCGCUCGUGGACUUCACCACUGAUGCUGAUGGGCACCCCAUCUUCCUGCUGUCGCCGCUGGGCAUGCACUCGCGCAACCUGCACUCGGACCCGCGCUGCACCGUGGUCGUGCAGAUCCCCGGCUGGAGCGGCCUCGCCAACGCCAGAGCCACCAUCUUCGGAGACCUCUACCCCCUGCCGCCCGCCCAGCAGGAGUGGGCGCGCGGGUUCUAUGUGAAGCGGCACCAGCACGGGGCAGCACAGCAGUGGGGCAACUUCCACUUCUACCGCAUGGAUACCAUCUGCGACAUCUACUUUGUGGGCGGCUUUGGCACGGUUGCUUGGAUCGACGUGGCGGAGUAUGUGGCAGCCACGCCCGACCCCGUCGCCACCAACAACGUGGACCAGACACUGCAGGGUCUGAACGACCGGCUGGGCGGCGAGCUGAGGGCGGUGCUGGCGGGGUCCAACUCGCAGCCCAUCGAUGACGCGUCGUUCAUCAGCAUCGACAGCAAGGGCGUGGACAUCCGCGUGCGCCACGGCACGCAGUUCCAUGUGCAACGCCUGUCCUUCACCACGUCGGACGCCGUGGACUCGCUGCCAGCAGCGGAGGCGGCUCUGCGCCGCAUCCUCGCCUCGCCCGCCCUCGCUCUCCCCUCCGCCUCCCCCCUGCUCUGACCGCCUCACUUGCCUUGCCAGCCCCUCUCCUGUGACCAAGCAAAGCCCGCAUGGGCAGAAGAAGAGAGGCGGCUCACACGUGCCAGCCCUGCUGGACUGCCUAUUGGUGCGCAACGGGCAGAACAGAGUCUGCUCACAGCCGUGUGAACAGUAACACCGUGUUGCUCCUGUGCUGAGAGCGCGCCUCCUGACGUCCUGGAACAAGUGUUUGCCUUCCUGAGGCUGGCUAGAAACGGCUCCCGCAUGCAGCUUGCCGUCUCUGCUUAUGAUAUCAGCAUUCCUGCUGUAUCCCUCCCAAUAGCGUUGCCUAGCCAGUUAGUUUUCUCCUUUUUCAGAAAUGCAGUAGCAGCAGCAAGCGGCCACCCAGCUUUAUUAUUAAGUGUUGAUCUUUCUAGUUGAGUGA